Messenger RNA from Rhineura floridana, 1178 nucleotides. Its product is annotated as deleted in malignant brain tumors 1 protein-like. Lineage: Eukaryota; Metazoa; Chordata; Lepidosauria; Squamata; Rhineuridae. The coding region runs from base 61 to 1047 and encodes 328 amino acids. The transcript is spliced from 6 exons. The record is from RefSeq and is a predicted model, not a curated record. Gene Ontology annotation, cellular component: cell surface.
UCAUCUUCUAGUGGACCAAUACCUACUCUUUCUGCAAGUACAGCAUCAGUUCCUUCCACAAUGCUCUCGUGUUCUGGAGAAUACAUGCUUGCACGCAUCAGCAGAGCCUAUCUCCAGUUGUUGGGCUACAAUGCAUGGGAUGUGUACCUGAAUUCUUCAGACUCUUUCUGUACACCUCAGAUUACCCAAGACUAUGUGGUCUUCAAUAUACCAUUGAGUGGGUGUGGCACAGUAAGACAGCAAAAGAAUAAUACUAUAAUCUAUUCCAACAUAAUCAAGACAUCAGCCUCUGGUUAUAUCAUUACAAGAAAGAGAAACUUUCAGUUUCACAUUAUAUGUGAAAUGAACGAGAAUACCAUUGUAGAGACAAUGUUUGUUGCCCAAAAUUCCGUUGACAUUACUGAAAGACAGCGUGGCAAUUACAAUGUGACACUUUCAUUCUAUGAAUCAUCGUCUUUCUACUAUCAAGUUUAUGGCUCUCCGUACUAUGUGUCACUCAGUCAGGAUCUCUAUCUCCAAGCUACUCUUCACAGUUCUGAUCCAAACUUAGUACUAUUUCUAGAUACAUGCGUAGCAUCUCCAUACGCGAAUGACUUCACAACCCUGACCUAUGACUUAAUCAAGAAUGGAUGUGUACGAGACUCAACCUACAGAAAGCUGUGGUCACCAAUGAACAACCAAGUUCGUUUCAUGUUCAACUCCUUUAAGUUUCUUUACCAACACAAUGAAGUUUACUUGCAGUGCAAGUUAGUAGUGUGUAGGGCAUAUGACACCUCAUCCCGAUGCUACCAGGGAUGCUUAGUCCGAAAGAAGAGGGAUGCAGAUGAGCUUCAGGGCAAAGUGGAUGUGGUUGUGGGGCCAGUCCAGCUUCAGAAAGAAGUGAAUGAAGACAGAAAACAGGAGCUGGUUAAGAGUGUGAAUCUAGAAAAGGGUGAAGCUCUCAGCCCACUUACUGUUACUACUGUGCUUUUGGCAGCCAUGGUCUUUGUUCUAUCUGGUGUUCUUCUAAACAGCAAACUGAGAAGAAGAAAUGAUCACCAAGUCUAAUGAUACCAACACAUCACCAAUAUUAAUGUUAAGCACUUUCUGCACACACACACAAAAUGGUAUCUAUAGCAUGUAUUUCUGAAAGUGAUUCGUUUCCUCUAAAAAGUGGUUCAGAAUCCAACACAUUUAUA